Molecule: messenger RNA, 1863 nt
Organism: Penicillium cataractarum
Lineage: Eukaryota; Fungi; Ascomycota; Eurotiomycetes; Eurotiales; Aspergillaceae
Product: RibD family protein
Exons: 1
Coding region: 1-1863 (620 amino acids)
Biological process (GO): riboflavin biosynthetic process
Molecular function (GO): 5-amino-6-(5-phosphoribosylamino)uracil reductase activity
Source: RefSeq, a predicted model, not a curated record
AUGAACGAUGUUCCUCCCCGCGCAUCGGACUCGAGCGCGUCGGCGGAUACAUUGAGAAGCGCCUCGGUCUCCCCGCACGAAGACGCACGCGCCGGUGAUGUCGUGGAAAAUGCCGACCAAGAGACUCAGCCACUACCAGAUAUCAUGCGAGAUGAUGCAAUGGACGAAGAUGCUCCAACCGAGCCUGUCACAGCACCGAUAAACCUGUCCAGCGCGUUAGCAAAACAAGCACAACAAGGAAAUGCUUAUGAUUCCCUGUCGCAAAAUGUCACGACUGAGCCUAGUGGAUCUCAACCAAGAGCCCCGGGUAUGCAAGCAGCUCAGAGCAUGUUCGAAAACCCGCCAAACCUUGCACGAAUUCGCCGGGUUUUGUUCGAGUGCAAGGAUCCAAUCGAGAUUAGUUUGGAGGAGUUCGAGACAUAUUGGCCAUUCAUCGACAAUGUAUGGGUCAAGCAGAGAACAAAUGCCAGUAAGGAGGGUCACUGUACCACGGACUACUAUAUGUGUCGGCUACGACGCCCAACCCAUCGCACAUCUGAGACUCGUCCGUUGCCGGAAGGGAAACGUCCCCGCAAGAAGCGCGUGCGCGAAGGGGGCCUUUGCAACUUCCAGAUCAAGGUGGUCCGGUUUGACGGCGCAUAUACCACAGUGACUAUUGCAAGAACCCCUGGAAGUGGCAGCAUUCAUUCUCAUGACUUGGACUACAUCGACCGAGUCAAGCGCAACUCGGGAUUGAUGGAAUUCGCGCGCAGGGAGUCUGCAAAGGGAUAUCUGCCUUCUUCCAUAUACACCAAAUUCCAGGAGGAACCAGACAAGUUGAAUGAGGCUGGAGGGCGCUUUCUCACUGUGACGGACGUGCGCAACGUCUCUGCCAAGUGGCGCAUCCAAAACCCUGAAGUCAAGCUUAUUCCCCAUGAUGGGUAUCAGCUGGUCAAGGGCCACGGCAUUGUAAAAUCCGUGGGCCCGGUCAGUGCCAGCGAAACUGUACAGACUCAGCCUAUUCCAUCAGCCUCGUCACCACAUCUGCCCCCAGACACGUUAUCCUUCCCCAACUUCUCCCUAGACUUCUUACAGCCCUAUUUACCCAACCACUCCGAGAAACGCGAGCUACCUCACGUCACCCUGUCCUAUGCAUCAUCCAUGGACUCCAAAAUCUCCCUUCUGCCAGGAAUGCAGACGGUCCUAUCAGGGCCCGAGGCCAAGCUCAUGACUCAUUACCUUCGGUCUCGCCACGAUGCGAUCCUCAUUGGCGUUGGCACCGUCCUCGCCGAUAACCCAGGGUUGAACUGCCGCCUCGAAGGAGCCGGUGGCUUUGGUGGACUGGGCCGGAUGUGGCAGCCUCGCCCCGUAGUCAUUGAUCCCAUGGGACGCUGGCCCAUUCACCCAGAUUGCCGUAUGCUCCGAACGGCCGUGGAGGGCAAAGGUAAAGCGCCAUGGGUUGUUGUCUCACCGGGAGCCCAGAUCAACCCCCAAAGGCUGAUGAUGCUCAAGGGCUACGGUGGUGACUUUCUACGAAUCGUAGAGUACAAUCAGAACUGGCGAUUACGAUGGGAAGCUGUCCUCCGGGCUCUGGCGUCCGAGGGAAUCAAGAGUGUCAUGAUCGAAGGCGGUGCGACGGUGUUGAGUGAGCUCCUGAACCCGGAGUAUACCAACUUCAUUGACUCGAUUAUCGUGACGGUGGCGCCCACCUAUCUUGGUCGUGGGGGUGUGAGUGUCAGCCCAGAUUCUAAGCUGGAUCAAGAGGGCAAGCCCAAUGCGGCGCUAAACCCUCGAGACGUCAAAUGGACGCCGCUAGGUCAGAAUGUUAUUAUGUGUGGCAACAUUCGACAGCGUGAGCCUGAGCGACCAGAAGAGCCUGUAUGA